AUGCAACGUCAGCCCGGUAAAGUUGUAAUUGUGACAGGCGCAAGCUCGGGUAUUGGCGCCACCACAGCAGAAGCCUUCGCUAAGCAUGGCGCUAAGGUAGUGCUCGUCGGACGAAAUGAAGCCAAUUUGAAGGCAGCCGAAGCGGCUUGUAAAGCAGCCAACAACAAAGCUGAGUUAUUGCUUAUCAUCGCUGACGUGACGGUAGAUGCAGAGCGUAUUGUAAAAGAAACAGUUGCGAAAUUCGGAAAACUGGAUGUGCUGGUGAACAAUGCUGGCAUAGGUGCACGUGGCAGUAUUUUGGAAAUUGAUGUCGAUCAAUUCGACACGAUUUUAAAUACCAAUUUGCGUUCGGUUUUCCUUUUGACUAAAUUCGCCGCACCACAUCUGAUCAAAACGCAGGGCAACAUUGUGAAUGUCUCGAGUGUCGCCGGUCUGCGCGCAUUCGCCAACUUGUCCGUCUAUUGCACUGCAAAGGCGGCGCUGGAUCAGUUUACCAAAUGCAUUGCCCUCGACUUGGCGCCACAUAAUGUGCGCGUGAAUUCAGUCAACCCUGCGGUGAUAGUUACAGAUUUUGCCAUACGUAUGGGAAUUUCGAAGGAAGAUUAUGUCAAAUUUUUGGAGCACAAUAAAACGACGCACGCUCUGGGACGCGUGGGUACCACUCAAGAAGUGGCUGAUGCUAUCAUUUUCUUAGCUAAUGAUACUGCCAGCUUUAUAACGGGCUCAAAUUUGCCUGUCGACGGAGGCAGAACUGUAAUGUGUCCACGUUAAGUGUAGUUUGUAAUAAAUGAA
This is a messenger RNA of Rhagoletis pomonella (apple maggot), 792 nucleotides long. RefSeq lists its product as uncharacterized. The transcript is spliced from 2 exons. Bases 1 to 771 code for a protein of 256 amino acids. The record is from RefSeq and is a predicted model, not a curated record. Gene Ontology annotation, molecular function: oxidoreductase activity. NCBI's taxonomy places the organism in Eukaryota, Metazoa, Arthropoda, Insecta, Diptera, Tephritidae.